Messenger RNA from Notothenia coriiceps (black rockcod), 1968 nucleotides. RefSeq names its product orthodenticle homeobox 2b (gene otx2b). Gene Ontology annotation, cellular component: nucleus. Gene Ontology annotation, biological process: regulation of transcription by RNA polymerase II; multicellular organism development. Gene Ontology annotation, molecular function: RNA polymerase II cis-regulatory region sequence-specific DNA binding; DNA-binding transcription factor activity, RNA polymerase II-specific. NCBI's taxonomy places the organism in Eukaryota, Metazoa, Chordata, Actinopteri, Perciformes, Nototheniidae. The record is from RefSeq and is a predicted model, not a curated record. The transcript is spliced from 4 exons. The coding region runs from base 337 to 1209 and encodes 290 amino acids.
ACACAUCCUAAAGGCUACACGCAGCUGUCGCUCCGCUCAGACCUGAUGCAGCCGCUCAACAUUUAACUUUUAUCCGCACUGUGUCCUGAACCAGACCACCGCUCCUGCUCCUGCUCGGUUUUGUGUGUUUUAUGCGCCGGGACGCCAUUUCUCUGCACUGAGUUUUAUUAUUUCUCCUGGAGGAAACCAAGUAGACAAAGAACUUCACAGUCGUCGAUACCAGGGUGCCCGGUGUAACACGGACCACACGGCCAACAGGAGGACACCAAGUACAUAUCGAGAGCUCCAUCCAUUUUCAAGAUUUUCUCCAACUUCAGCCCUCAGACAAACAUUAGCAUGAUGUCGUAUCUAAAGCAACCACCUUACACAGUCAAUGGCCUCAGUUUAACAACUUCCGGAAUGGACCUCUUGCAUCCAUCAGUUGGCUAUCCAGCAACUCCACGGAAGCAGAGACGAGAGAGGACUACUUUUACGCGCGCACAACUCGAUAUUUUGGAGUCGUUGUUCGGCAAAACUCGGUACCCGGACAUAUUCAUGCGCGAAGAGGUGGCGCUGAAAAUAAAUCUACCCGAGUCCCGAGUACAGGUCUGGUUUAAGAACCGACGGGCAAAGUGUCGCCAGCAGCAGCAGCAGCAGCAGAACGGGGGGCAGAACAAGGUGCGACCAGUUAAAAAGAAAAGUUCCCCAACCAGAGAAGCGAGCCCGGAGAGCGGCGCCAGCGGGCAGUUCACGCCCCCCACCAGCACCACCGCCGUCCCCGCCAUACCCACUAGCACCGCCCCAGCGUCCAUCUGGAGCCCGGCGUCCAUCUCUCCGCUCGCAGACCCCCUGUCUACCUCCUCCUCCUGCAUGCAGAGGUCUUACCCCAUGACCUACACCCAGGCCUCGGGCUAUAGCCAGAGCUACGCCGGCUCAACCUCCUACUUCAGCGGCAUGGACUGUGGCUCUUACCUCACUCCCAUGCACCACCAGUUGUCAGGCCCUGGCUCAACCCUCAGUCCGAUGAGCACAAACGCGGUGACAAGCCAUCUGAACCAGUCCCCGGCGUCCCUCUCCACCCAGGGCUACGGGACGUCCGGCAUCGGCUUCAACUCCACAGCAGACUGCUUGGAUUAUAAGGACCAGGCGGCGUCGUGGAAGCUGAACUUCAAUGCCGAUUGCUUGGAUUAUAAGGAUCAAGCUUCUUCGUGGAAAUUCCAGGUCCUGUGAACAGAGCAAUCAGCUGUCAAAAAAGUGCACAAACAGUGACGAUCACAUCAGACACGGCGCUGCCCUCCCUCUGUACAACACAUCCGACAUGUUAAAGUGUCAGCCGGGCUCGGCCAGGCAGGCUCUCAGGGGCCUCGGGUUUUCGGCAUGACGGUCUUUGGUCCUCCUAGAGGAGAGGUUUAAUUUAUUUUAGCACUGGCAAAGAGAUUUUUCUCCUGAUCAUUUACUGGUUGUAGCCCCUCAUCCAUGUCUGUCAGUGUGUGCCUCUAUGCGUAAAAACACCUGUUGAGGGCAACACAGAGUGGACUCUGAAAUAAAAGUACACCACAGCCACGGAACUAAUGUUUAUCCUCGAACAAACCCCAGUUCAUUCUCCUGGUGAAGUGACCUCCUUUACACAACUUUGCCGAGCUGCUGGCAGAGACACGGAUGUGGACAUGGGUGCACAACUUUAUUUAAGAAAAAAAGUGUUUAUAAGAAUCAUUAUGUAGUUUCUAAGAGACAAUCAGUGUGUGUCUUAUAUAAAUGGUACAUAUGUGUUUUUUUUUAUCUGUGCUAGCCUUCGAAACUGUGAUCUGUUGUAUUGUAUGCAAUUUGUGAGCCCCCCCCCUCCUCGCACCAGACUCUCUGCUGUGAUUUGAAUAGAUUUCUAACUUUUUGAACACCGAAGGAUGCUAAUGGUUAAAUCACCGGCCUCACAAAGAGAGAAGAGACUCCCCAAGAACAUGGUAGUAAUAAUCAAAGAUUAGCCAUACUGGA